AUGUGGCACCGCUUUAACACGAGCGUGUGUGUUGACCAGUUGGCGGGCAUCUUCUCGGACAUCUUCAACCUGUCCCAGUCCCAGGUUGUAGUCCCCACCUGCUUCAUGGAGACCACCAUCAUCCCAGUGCCCAAGAAACACAAGACGGGCAGACCACAGUCUGUGAGGAUCGGCAACAACACCUCCUCCACACUGACUCUCAACACAAACACAGGAGUCCCCCCCCAGGGAUGUUUCCUCAGCCGUCUGCUGCCUAUCUUCCACUGUGGAGGUCACUUGGUGACUGAAUCAGGCUUUGUGGGCAGUGAGGGAUUCCCCAGCCACUACAAACCUAACCGCAAAUGCACCUGGUACAUCACUGUCCCCGAGGGUCACGUCGUCAUGCUCUCCUUCCGCAUGUUUGACCUGGAGGCCGACCCCACCUGUCGCUAUGACUACCUGGACGUGUACAACGGCCACUUGCACACGAUGCAGAAGCUGGGGAGGUUCUGCGGGACGUUCCGACCCGGGGCUCUCAUCUCUACCUCCAACACCAUGAUGCUGGAGAUGGUGUCUGAUAGUAGUACAGGAGGACGGGGGUUUGCGGCUCACUACCAAGGAGGGAAACCACACAUGGACGAGAAUCAGUUCUGUGGGGGUAGACUAACGAAGGCUCAGGGUUCAGUCAAGACACCCAACUGGCCCAACUCAGAUUACCCAGCAGGCAUCAGCUGCUCCUGGCACAUCUCCGUGGAGCCCAGCAAUGUGAUCGAGGUCAAGUUUGUGAAGUUGGAUAUAGAGGCUGACACGUACUGUCGCUAUGACUACGUGGCAUUCUUUAAUGGGGGUGAGAGGGACGACUCGCGGCGCAUCGGGAAGUACUGUGGUGACAGGGUACCAGGGACCCUAGUGACCAAUGGGAACGAGCUCCUGGUGCAGUUUGUGUCUGACCUCAGUGUGACCUCCAACGGCUUCAUGGCCCACUACUCCAGCGUGCCCCGGGGUUCCCGGACGCCCUCCUCCGGGGAAGACAACGUCCAUGGGUCUCGGGUCACCGCAACACCCCAGAAACCAACCUCCAAGCUGACCAAACCAGCCCGGAACACUCCUAAACCCAAGCCAGCCAUCAGGGCCAAGCCCACCCCAAAACCAGCCGUCAGACCUGGGGUAAGGAUACCAGUGAAGCCUCCACCACGUAAGCCUACAGCCAAGCCCGGAGUCAGACCCAUACCUACCCCUAAACCUGGUACCAAGGCUAAACCAACCACUAAACCUGGUACCAAGGCUAAACCAACCCCUAAACCUGGUACCAAGGCUAAACCAACCCCUAAACUAGGUACCAAGGCUAAACCAACCCCUAAACCUGGUACCAAGGUGAAAUCCAAGCCCACACCAAAACCAGGGGCCAAAACAGUGAAACCAAUUAAGAAACCCUUCUCUAAGCCUGGAGCCAAGCCCACACCUGAACCAGGGACUAAGCCUAAAACCACAGCCAAGCAUGGACCGAGCCGGACUAAGACUGUGACUAAGAAACCUGCCGUGAGCAAGAAACCCCUACCGAUGAAUCAGCUGUGUACCGUGGCUUGUAAGAGGACAGGAACACUCCAAUCCAACUUCUGCCCUAAUGAUUUCGUGAUCACAGGGAAGGUGACAUCCUUGGUCCCAGGCCCUAGAGGCAGUGUGACUGUGGAUGUGUCUCUCAUCAAGUCCUAUAAGAGUGGCCACAUGGCCAUCAUCAAAUCAGGACCAGCCAUGUCCGUCAAACUCACCUCCAACUGCAGGAAUUGCCCCAGCCUACGCAAAGGAGCGAACUACGUGCUGAUGGGCAAGGUGGAUGUGCAGGGGCGCGGCCUUCUCAACCCCUCCAGCUUCGCUCUCCUGUACAAGGCGGUCCACGCCAAAGCACUGGCCAAUCUCGCCCGCCAAUCAUGCUGA
Messenger RNA from Salvelinus namaycush (lake trout), 1914 nucleotides. RefSeq names its product procollagen C-endopeptidase enhancer 2-like. NCBI's taxonomy places the organism in Eukaryota, Metazoa, Chordata, Actinopteri, Salmoniformes, Salmonidae. The coding region runs from base 1 to 1914 and encodes 637 amino acids. The record is from RefSeq and is a predicted model, not a curated record. Gene Ontology annotation, molecular function: protein binding. The transcript is spliced from 10 exons.